Capsaspora owczarzaki ATCC 30864 is the source of this 984-nucleotide messenger RNA. Its product is annotated as TGF beta-inducible nuclear protein 1. Lineage: Eukaryota; Filasterea; Ministeriida; Capsasporidae. The transcript is spliced from 5 exons. Bases 40 to 822 code for a protein of 260 amino acids. Gene Ontology annotation, cellular component: nucleolus; preribosome, large subunit precursor. Gene Ontology annotation, biological process: maturation of LSU-rRNA; maturation of 5.8S rRNA. The record is from RefSeq and is a predicted model, not a curated record.
GUUUUUUUCUUCUGCCUUCAGUCGUAUUUUCAUUUUGCAAUGCCGCAGAACGAGUACAUUGAGCAGGCGCGCAAGCGUCACGGCUACCGCAUGGACCACUUUGAGCGCUUGCGAAAGCGCGAGGCUCGUGAAGGCCACAAUCGCUCCGAGUAUGCACAGAACGUCACUGGUCUCAAGGCCAAGCUGUACAACAAGAAGCGCCACACCGAGAAGAUUGAAAUGAAAAAGACAAUCAAAAUGCACCAGGAGCGAUCCAACAAGCAAAAGGACGACUCGGCUGUGCCGCAGGGUGCCGUGCCGGCGUACUUGCUCGACCGCGAGGGCCAGUCCCGUGCCAAGGUGUUGUCAAACAUGGUCAAACAAAAGCGAAAGGAGAAGGCAGGCAAGUGGGAUGUGCCAUUGCCGAAGGUGCGCGGUAUCGGCGAGAGCGAGGUCUUCCGAGUGGUCAAGACUGGCAAGCGCAAGAUUAAGGGCUGGAAGCGCAUGGUCACCAAAGCAACGUUUGUUGGCGAGGGCUUUACCCGCAAGCCGCCAAAGUACGAGCGUUUCAUUCGACCCAUGGGUCUUCGAUUCAAGAAGGCGCACGUCACACACCCCGAGCUUAGUGCCACUUUCUGUCUCCCGAUUGUCGGUGUCAAGAAGAAUCCGCAGUCGCCCCUUUACACACAACUUGGCGUUAUCACUAAGGGUACCAUCAUUGAAGUUAAUGUCAGCGAGCUCGGUCUUGUCACACAAAACGGCAAGGUUGUCUGGGGCAAGUACGCCCAAGUUACAAACAAUCCCGAGAACGAUGGCUGCAUCAACGCCGUUCUGCUUGUCUAACGUUGUCAGGCAGUGUGUUGCUGCAUGCACAUCUUAUUCCCGGAAUUCUCGCGUAAAUUUGCUUGUUCAUUGGUGGUCUUUUGUCGUGUGAUUUGUGAAAUGCUAGUAAAAGAACAAAAAACAAGAAGAAAACGAAAACGAAAAAACCCCAAAGCUCAAAAC